GGCAUUGUAGCCCUUGUUGUUUCUCCCUCCUCUGUCCGUCUCACUCUUUGUAUUCUAAUCUUCUUCUUUCCUUCUCUGGGAGACAUGGCAGCGAGACAUAUCGCAAUGCCGUCCACUGCGCAGGCCAAUGCAUUCGACAUAUCUGUAAAGACAACAGUGUCAAUGAGCUUUGCAACGUAGGGAGCGUGAAUAUCCCAAGCUGCCAUCCCUCCUACAUUCGAUGUCCGAGUGACCCUACUCCUCUGCCAGCCGCCAAUAUCUCUGCUUACCCCAAGACAAAGGAGUCGCUCCCUCCGAAAGGCCCAGCAACGACAUCGUCGGGUUGUCGUUGUAGUAGUUGUUGUUGUUUCUAUAACAACUGCGGCUACGGUCAGAAGAGAAGGACAGCCCAGAGCAUCUUCAGAACUGAAUGUCGACCUCAUCAGCUAUGCCAGCACAAAGAGGGACAACGUGGCCCACGAAACCACCGGCUUGCUGCAACAUAAUAGGCACAGCAGCCUGUUCGAUGGCGAGAGUGACGCUGGUCAAAGAUGGGCGUAGUGCUAGUCGGACUCUGUGGCACAAGGAAGAACUCCAGCUGACUGCGUCAUAUACCAGAGGAUUGGCCGCACAUGCCGCUCGUCUCUUGAAUGAUGAGAGUGUCACGAACAUAGUGGCCAGCUUUUAAAAGAGCGACACCAGAAAGAAGGACGGCAUUCCACAACAUAUGCACGGUCUCCACUCGGAAGACAUCGAUAGCAAACAAUCAUCCUGCCACUUCAACCACCUCAUCUUGAGACAUUCGACGCCGUGGCUUCCUGCGACUGGCUGGAGUGCUGCACGAGAUCCACCGCGUACGUGAGCUGGUAGCAUAAGGCACUUCAGACCAUGAACAAUGUCUCAUGUAUUGUCUGCGUGGGCUUCACUACCAACGCAACAAUGCAUAAUAAACCCCAGUCUAAAGGAGUUGGUCGACGGCGGUCUGUCUCAAAGAACGCGGGAUGUCACUUUCAGUGAUAUGAAUGGACUCCUACUACGGAGGUACGGCUUCAAGUCCACCAGGAGAUACCAAGGAACACCCCCCUUGGACGGCACUUCCGUGCCGAGUGGGAGAAUCGUGCAGGUACUGUGCAUGCUUGUCGGAAAGCUUCAGGGGGGUGGAAGCGAGCGAAAGCUGCCACCAGGUGAGUCAGACAAUCGUCGAUGUGGUAAGUCAGGAGCAAGCAGGGAGCCGAUAAAGACCAUGUGGGCUUGUGAAAGAGAUCUCAUGACUACGAGGGAAUCUCCGAGACUCAAGGGUUGUUGUCUACAGGGCUGCUAUUUCCCAUUACUCGGACGUGACAUCCCAGAACCCUUCGACAUUGCGCUGAUCUCUGCCCACUGCUCGAGAGAUGACCUUGACAUUUGCAGCGACCCGAACCCCAUGAAAACCCCUCCACGAAAUCAAGAGCUUGGGAUGUUUUGAGGGAAAGAUGUUUAAUGCUUGAGAGCAUAUCAGCAAAACAAUUUCUUUUUGAAAGAGUGCAAAGAAUGAACAGAAAGAGACAUACAGUGCAACAGGUGCAACCCUUGCAUUCGCCCGAGCCGUGUUGGCAGGUGCUGCAGUGUGGUUCCAUUGCGGGGGAUGGUUCGAAGUCUUUGACUUGUUGAUGUGGUUUGAUGAGAUGUUUUGCUAUUGCGCUUGUCUUUCAGUCGAAGUGAUGUUUGCGGAGUGGUAAGGAAGGAAAGAUCAAAAGCCCAGAGGUAGGGAAAAGAGAGCUGCUCUUAUACCUUUCAGCUGGCCACAUUUCUCCGCCAGAUUCGAGGAAAGGAGAUUCCCACCGUAGACCACCCUAUCCCACGCCAUAAGCAAAGUGACACAGAUGAUGCUCGAGAGCAUGUCAAGUGCUUUGGGUGCGUGAUUGGUGCCUUCAGCUUAUCGGUUACGUACUUUCAUGGUGUGAGAAAGGGUCCCGCGGGCCUGCCGCCUGGCGAGUCCCGCGUGAUCAAAUAAAGGACGCUCUGCAUUGGGGGCCACUCUCUACUGGCUCAGCGGCCCGUCUGUUUGGCCCAAAGAGGGACGGGACGAAGUGGCUCGUGGCAGAUUGGUGGGCACAGGAGCGGUCAAGAAGAUCUCCGCAGCUGGGACUCUCGCCUUGAGGUUUUGCUUGGUCCAAAGUUGGUUGAAAUCGUGCCCUGUUCCUGCACGGUUCCCGCUCGAUGUAGUGAAAAAGAGGAAAGAUCAGACAAGCGGAGUACUUUUCUUGCGUGGGAUGCGAGCCGGGGCUCUCCAGGGGGGGGGGCGUGGGAGUG
Cladophialophora immunda is the source of this 2271-nucleotide messenger RNA. RefSeq lists its product as uncharacterized. The record is from RefSeq and is a predicted model, not a curated record. Lineage: Eukaryota; Fungi; Ascomycota; Eurotiomycetes; Chaetothyriales; Herpotrichiellaceae. The coding region runs from base 875 to 1444 and encodes 189 amino acids. The transcript has 2 exons.